CUGAUCACUAGCUAGUACUGUUCUGGCCUCCUCCUCAACACAUUCCUGUUUCUCCAUUGGAGUACCAUCAAAUCGAUAGCUAAAAUGAAGGUCUUGCUUGCUACUUUUCUGCUUCUUUCACUGGUUCUUAGCUCCUCUCUCGUUCAGUUCACCAGGGCUGCACCCACCCCAGCUGCACCUCCAGCAGCGGCCCCAAGUGAAUGCGAUUCGAAGUGCGGGACGAGGUGUGCGAAUGCAGGAUACAAGGACAGAUGCUUGAAGUAUUGUGGGAUCUGCUGCAAACAGUGCAAGUGCGUGCCUUCAGGAACUUAUGGAAACAAGUCAGAAUGCCCUUGUUACAGGGACAAGAAAAACUCCAAGGGCACCUCCAAGUGCCCUUGAACUUCAGCUAUUCAUAUACUUGUUGUGUCUCAGUUUCAAUAUCCUGCUCAUUUUGUCCAAUUAUAAAUCAUUAAUUCCUGUUAGUUACUUGAAAUUUCCAAAGCAAUAAAUUUUCUUUUAGAAGAUAUCAUAUGAUGUAAUUUCAAUUAAUUUAUAUUCUUUGUAAUAAUAAUAAAUUAAUUACCUUUGGCAAUUCCAGUGUUGAACUGUUAAC
Messenger RNA from Hevea brasiliensis (rubber tree), 595 nucleotides. Its product is annotated as peamaclein-like. The record is from RefSeq and is a predicted model, not a curated record. The transcript is spliced from 2 exons. NCBI's taxonomy places the organism in Eukaryota, Viridiplantae, Streptophyta, Magnoliopsida, Malpighiales, Euphorbiaceae. Bases 85 to 381 code for a protein of 98 amino acids.